AAUCCCAAGUGGAGUGUGAGAGGCAUAUUAUUGGAAGUCCAAUUGUAGUAAUUGUAGUAACUUGCAAUAAAGGGCAUCUAAAACCCAAUCAUAUUUUUCAGCAAACCUUUGCGCGUUGGAAUUUGGAAACCAUAAAAUAGAUAGAUGCACGCAAACAGCUAGUACAAGUACAACAAGAAACAAAGAAAAAUAAGCUCAUUCAAUCAAUUACCUACAACUUUCACAUACAAGAAGGAACCCGUUCUAACUAAGUUGCUAGCUAUAUCAAUAUAGAGUUCAAGCUUAACCAUGGAAAGAUAUGAAAUAAUUAAAGAUAUUGGAUCAGGUAACUUUGGUGUUGCAAAGCUUAUAAGGGAAAAAUGGAGUGGCGAGUUAUAUGCUGUCAAGUUCAUUGAAAGAGGCUUUAAGAUUGAUGAGCACGUGCAAAGGGAGAUUAUAAAUCAUAGGUCAUUGAAGCAUCCCAAUAUUGUUAGAUUUAAAGAGGUGUUGUUGACUCCAACUCAUUUAGCAAUAGUGAUGGAAUAUGCUGCUGGGGGAGAACUAUUUGAAAGAAUUUGUACUGCUGGUAGAUUCAGUGAGGACGAGGCAAGAUAUUUCUUCCAGCAAUUGAUUUCUGGAGUCAGCUAUUGCCAUUCAAUGGAAAUUUGCCAUAGAGAUCUUAAGCUAGAAAACACACUUCUAGAUGGAAGUCCAGCACCACGACUCAAAAUAUGUGACUUUGGUUACUCAAAGUCUUCUGUUCUACACUCCCAGCCAAAAUCAACCGUAGGAACCCCUGCUUAUAUUGCACCAGAGGUAUUGUCAAGAAGAGAAUAUGAUGGAAAGAUUGCAGAUGUUUGGUCUUGUGGGGUAACAUUGUAUGUUAUGCUUGUUGGUGCUUAUCCUUUUGAAGAUCCAGAAGACCCGAAAAACUUCAAAAAAACACUUCAGCGAAUUCUUAGUGUCCACUAUUCAAUUCCAGACUAUGUUCGCAUUACUCAAGAGUGCAGACAUCUUUUAUCUCGAAUAUUUGUUGCCAACCCUGAUAAGAGAAUUACCAUACCAGAGAUUAAAAAACACCCUUGGUUCUUAAAGAAUUUGCCACUAGAAUUUAUGGAGGAUGGUGAAAAUUGGUCACAAAAUGAUGAAAGUAAUUCAUCUCAAAACAUAGAAGAAAUAUUGACAAUAAUUCAAGAGGCUAUGAAAGCAGGGGAUGGUCCAAAAGUGGGUGACCAGUUUCUUGGUGGAAGUAUGGAUUUUGAUGAUUUAGAUACAGAUGCUGACAUCGAUGAUAUUGAAACCAGCGGUGAUUUUGUUUGUGCCUUGUGAAUGAUGAUGCACUUUGUAGACAAUUCUUCCUUAAAAGUGGUUUUAAGAUAAGAUGUGUUCUUUUUUCCAUCAUCCUUAACCAUGUAAGGAACAAAGAGGUUUAGUUGAGUGGGUUUUGAUUGAUUUUCCUUUCAUUGGAAGUUACUUGUCUUCAUCUAUGUUUGAGUGGGGAAUAAUGGGGUGUUGCUGAUUUCUUGCUUUUAUAAUGCUUAUGCACUUUGCUAAAAAAAAUCAAGUUUGUAAGAUAUGUUCUUAUAUAUAUAAGGUUUCUUUAAUUAGAA
Molecule: messenger RNA, 1589 nt
Organism: Medicago truncatula (barrel medic)
Lineage: Eukaryota; Viridiplantae; Streptophyta; Magnoliopsida; Fabales; Fabaceae
Product: serine/threonine-protein kinase SAPK2
Exons: 9
Coding region: 289-1308 (339 amino acids)
Biological process (GO): protein phosphorylation
Molecular function (GO): ATP binding; protein serine/threonine kinase activity
Source: RefSeq, a predicted model, not a curated record